Molecule: messenger RNA, 1095 nt
Organism: Trichomonas vaginalis G3
Lineage: Eukaryota; Parabasalia; Trichomonadida; Trichomonadidae
Exons: 1
Coding region: 1-1095 (364 amino acids)
Source: RefSeq, a predicted model, not a curated record
AUGCAUAAUUUUGACUUGAUAGAUAAAGAGAGUUUGGCGAUGGAAAUGUUUAAAGAAAAGGUAUUUUCGAAGAAUUUGGAAAAGAAUUGUCUGAAUUACUUCAAAGUUUGUUCCGUUCUUCUUGAAAAAGGCGAAAAUACAGUUGAAGCAGUCACGCAAUGCAUUAAUUUGAUCUGGGACAAGAUCCGUUGGGUAGUUAUAAAUCUUGGCAAAUCUGGCGAUGUUUUUUCGAUGCCAAAGCUUCCAUCUGAGAUCAUUAUGUCGUAUCUAGUCCAACUCGCUGGUUUCUAUGUCCAGAAAUACGCAAUCUGUUUCGCUGGAAAGAAAUCUUUCUUCGGAAAAGACUAUGUACAAGAAAUGAAGUCAGAAUGGAAGGAGAAGAAGAUCGAUCCGAACUAUUUACUCAAUGUUUCAGUGUCUCAAAAGGUCGAUUUCAAUGGUUUUUAUCAAUUAAUUGUUGGAAUGUCGUAUAUUGAUGAGAACUUAGCGAAUUCGACCCUCAGAUCGUUACAGAGUAUUAGUAUCAUGGACAAAGCUGCCCAGAAAACGAAGAACCAAGUUUCGAAAUUUUUAGAUGAAUUUUCUGAAAUUGUUUUAUCGAUUUCUGACAAGAAUUUGCAGCAGAUUGAGAAAAUACUUGUAAGAGAGUUCUGCUCGCAGAUGGAAUUGUACGACAGCCUUUCAUUUGCUUUGAGUCGAAUAAUUCAACCGGAAAAUGUUGAAAAAAUUGACAAGCAUAUAUCGGAUGUACUCAAAGGAAUCGUUGAAAUCAACUGUUUCAACAACGGAUUGCUUCAACUUUGUAUCAAAAUCGAAAAACAAGGAAAACUUGCUUCGAAAGGAGAAUUGGUCAGCAAAGCAAUGUCUCUGUUCAACGAAGUAGUUAGAGCUGUAAACAGAUCACAUGAACAAAAAUUUAUCGUAUCCGCUCUGAAUAAGAUCAAAAGUGGAGCAAUUUUUGUUAAAACUUUGGAUCCAAGUGUUGUUUUUAACUCAAUCAAUGAGAUUAUAACACUUGGAAUUAAAGUUAGACAAUUUGGUCAAAUUGAAGCUUCUAAUACCAUUGAAGAUAUCGAAUCUGUUGUUUUAGGAUGA